GACAUGAAAGGAGGAAGAUCCAAGGUGGAGUCGAAGAAAGCGGAUGCGAAGCUUUCGGUGAAGAAAGGAGCCGCGAGCGGUAAAAAGUCGGCGGCGAAGAAGGGGAAGGCGGCUAAGGAUCCAAACAAGCCUAAGAGGCCUGCUAGUGCCUUCUUCGUCUUCAUGGAGGACUUCCGGAAGACUUACAAAGAGAAGCACCCGAACAAAAAAUCGGUCUCCGCUGUUGGAAAGGCUGGUGGUGAGAAAUGGAAAUCCAUGACUGAAGCUGAGAAAGCUCCAUACGUUGCAAAGGCGGAGAAAAGGAAAAGCGAUUAUGAAGUAACACUCGAGGCUUACAACAAGAAACUCAACGACGGAGGUGGUGCUGAUGACGAGUCCGAAGGAGGAAAACUGCGUGGGAAUGAAAAAACAAAGGAUGGAGGCGUGGUAUUAAUAUUUGGUGGAUUAAUGAGAAAACCUUAG
Salvia splendens (bonfire salvia) is the source of this 462-nucleotide messenger RNA. Its product is annotated as HMG1/2-like protein. The record is from RefSeq and is a predicted model, not a curated record. Bases 4 to 462 code for a protein of 152 amino acids. The transcript is spliced from 6 exons. Lineage: Eukaryota; Viridiplantae; Streptophyta; Magnoliopsida; Lamiales; Lamiaceae.